GCCUAUCAGUGCCAGUCAGUGCCACCUAUCAGUGCCACCUAUCAGUGCCAUCAGUGCCUCCUCAUCAGUGUCCAUCAGUGCAGCCUAUCAGUGCCCAUCACUGCAGCCUCAUUAGCACACAUCAGUGAAGGAGAAAAAUCACUUAUUUACAAAAUUGUAUAACAAAAACUAAGAAAAACAUUUUUUUUUCAAAAUUUUCAGUGGUUUUUGGUUUGUUUAGGAAAAAAAUAAAAAUCGCAGAGGUAAAUAA
Molecule: messenger RNA, 250 nt
Organism: Staurois parvus
Lineage: Eukaryota; Metazoa; Chordata; Amphibia; Anura; Ranidae
Source: the annotation of a GenBank genome assembly